This is a messenger RNA of Pistacia vera, 666 nucleotides long. Its product is annotated as protein PHLOEM PROTEIN 2-LIKE A9-like. Bases 9 to 554 code for a protein of 181 amino acids. The record is from RefSeq and is a predicted model, not a curated record. The transcript has 3 exons. Lineage: Eukaryota; Viridiplantae; Streptophyta; Magnoliopsida; Sapindales; Anacardiaceae.
GAAAGAAGAUGAUCAUUUUGAAAAUGAGCGACGGACAGAAGGAUAAUUGGUCUCCCAUCACAAUUCAGCAUGAAGAAAAACCAGAAAAAAAAAUCUACCCUCGAGAUCUUAAAUUUACAUGGGGCGACAACCCAAGUUACUGGAAACUACCAGAGCAAUCGCAAAACGGUCCUGCAGAGCUAAAGCGGGUGUGUUGGCUUCAGGUAACCGGUACAACACAAGUAGAAACUGGGAAGUCAUAUAUAAUAAAGUUCAACGUUACUUUGAAUCCUGGCGCCUUUGGGUGGAAUGGCCUCCCACUUUUUCUGAUAGCUAAGACUCAUGAUGGAAAUUACACAUGGCAAAUGAUUGAUCCACUGAAGCCGCCGCCUGCAACUGGUACUGGUACUGUUUCAGAUAUUCCUACUGAUGGAAAACAGUUCACCGUUCAAAUUCCACCUGGUGUAGGUAAACAGGAACUUUUCUUUGGUUUAUAUGAAAUUUGGAGUAACAGAUGGAAGGGAGGAUUGCUUAUUAAUUAUGCAUCUGUUAAAGAAAGAAGCUCACCGAAUUAAGCUUUUGUUUGUGCUUAGCAAAAUGUUGCCAAAUAAAUGGAGACAAAAAGAUAAACAUUUGUUAUUCAUCCACUGAUACGUUUGUUAUAUUGUAUGUUGUUUGCCAAAAAUA